Messenger RNA from Gambusia affinis (western mosquitofish), 7449 nucleotides. RefSeq names its product tensin 1b (gene tns1b). Bases 171 to 5174 code for a protein of 1667 amino acids. The record is from RefSeq and is a predicted model, not a curated record. Lineage: Eukaryota; Metazoa; Chordata; Actinopteri; Cyprinodontiformes; Poeciliidae. The transcript has 29 exons. Gene Ontology annotation, biological process: fibroblast migration. Gene Ontology annotation, molecular function: protein binding.
AGCGUUGAGUCUCCUCCAGGCGACCGUCCAGGAGCGCGAGUCUCCUCCAGGCGCUGGACGAAGGCUACGAACUGGACCUGAUCUACAUCACAGAGCGGAUCAUCUCCGUGUCGUUCCCCAGCAGCGUGGAGGAGCAGAGCUACGCCGCCAACCUGAGGGAGGUGGCCUCCAUGCUGCGCUCCAAACACGGACACAGCUACCUGCUCUUCAACCUCAGUGAGAAACGUUAUGACAUCAGUCAGCUCAAUCCGAAGGUGUUGGACUUCGGCUGGCCUGACCACCACGCUCCGGCUCUGGAUAAGAUCUGCAGCAUCUGUAAGGCCAUGGACACGUGGCUGAGCGCGGACAGCCACAACGUGGUGGUGAUCCACAACAAGGGGAACCGGGGCAGAACCGGCGUGGUGGUGGCAGCCUACAUGCACUACAGCAACAUAUCUGCCAGCGCUGACCAGGCUCUGGACCGCUUCGCCAUGAAGCGCUUCUACGAAGACAAAGUUCUUCCUGUGGGCCAGCCGUCUCAGAAAAGGUAUGUGGAGUACUUCAGCGGCUUACUCUCCGGCCAGAUCAAGAUCAACAACAAACCGCUGUUCCUUCAUCACGUCAUCAUGCACGGCAUCCCAGACUUCGAGUCCAAAGGAGGUUGCCGUCCCUUCCUGAAAAUCUACCAGGCCAUGCAGCCCGUCUACACAUCUGGGAUCUACAACGUUCAAGGCGACAGCCAGACCAGCAUCUGCAUCACCAUUGAGCCUGGUCUUCUUCUGAAAGGAGACAUCCUGCUGAAGUGCUACCACAAGCGCUACCACAGCCCCUGCAGAGACGUGAUUUUCCGGGUCCAGUUCCACACCUGCGCCGUCCAUGACCUGGGAAUCGUGUUCGGGAAGGACGAGCUGGACGAGACGUUUAAAGAUGACAGGUUUCCAGAAUAUGGGAAAGUAGAGUUUAUUUUCUCCUUUGGACCAGAGAAAAUCCAUGGUCAAGGUAUGGACCACCUGGAAAACGGGCCGACCGUCUCGGUUGACUACAACACCCAGGAUCCUCUGAUUCGCUGGGAUUCCUAUGAAAACUUCAACCAGCUCUGUGAGGACAACACAGAUGACGUCAUUCACACCCAGGGGCCUCUGGACGGGAGUCUCUAUGCCAAAGUUCGUAAAAAGGAGUCUGGUGAAGGAACGGUCACAUCAAAUGGCCUUCCAGCCACAGCCGUUGAACACGCCCUACCUGCUGGUGACCACGCCCUGUCAGUGAGCAGCGAUUCAGGAAACUCCACUGCCUCUAUCAAAACUGACCGAACGGAUGAAGCCACUUCAGCACCUCAAGCUUCCACUGUGAUUCAGACGCACGUCAGCGUGGACGAGGUGUUACCUUCAGUCCGUCAACAAGCUCCAGCACAACAACCAAUAAGUCCCAAGGAGAAGAAGGAAUUAGAGCAACUACUGAGUGGACUGGAGGGGCCCUUGCACAGACAGGCCUACUUGUCCACGCCAACAUCUGCUGCCGCUGCAGGAAUGCUUCACCUGGUGCCCGCCCAGGUCCAUGUAAAUGGACACAGUGGUAUUGAUCGUGAAACGGACAUCCUGGAUGAUGAACUGCCCACCAGUCAAGAGGGCAACAGUGUGGACAGUCUGGGGACGUUUUCCUCCACAGAUGGACGAGCUACACCGGCUGAUCUUUACUACCAGUCUGAAUCACUUACCAACGGCCAGGAACCUGUGCCGUAUCUGGAGCGCAACAUCCCAGAGAAACCUCUGGAAACCAUUCAGCCACAUGUUGGCAGAUCUGAUAAACCUGUUGCUCUGAUCCAAAGUGAUUUAACCCCAUCAUUGGAAAAUUACAUGGCUACCCAGAACGGCAACUUGUUUCGUUCUCGUUCCUUUGGUGCCGAGCCAAAGUCCAUGCCACAGGCUCCCACCCGCACCACCAGCAGCAGGGACGCCGUCCAACGUGGUCUCAAUGUCUGGCAGCGAUUUGGAGUUCCAGAGGAGCCAGUAACUGAAGGAGUCACAUUCAGUCCACUCCCGUCUGUGUCAAUGUCCACUCACCACAGCCUGCCGCAGUUCCCACACCGCCACAGUGCUUCUCAGGAAGAGAUCGAGCAGUCUAUCGAAACCCUUAACCUGCUCAUGUCAAACCUGGAGCCCAGCCGUUCAGUCGUAUCAAAAUCCCAAAGUGCUCCACUGAGGGAAAUGGUGGUGACCACGCAGCCGUCCUUCUCCCAGAGCCAAACCAGACCGUCCCUCCAGACUGAUGCUGCCCUUAACGUUACCGCUCCAGUGCCCAACCUGGCCAGCAGUCUAUCGAUAGCUCACACAUCAUCAGGGAAGCCAGGUUCACCAGAGACCUCACCUUUCAAGGGAUCUCCAAAUUACUCCUCUGCAACCAGUGGUUCAUCACAGAUCCCUCCCUCUUUAAGCCCCCACCUUCAGCUCAAACCUGUCACCAGAUUCCCAACAAGUAUCCAGUCCUCAGAUGUCUCAGAAUCCCGAAGAAGCCCAAGUUCUGCCUCAGCAUCAUCUCAGCCAAGAGACGGUGAGCCAGAGGAAGUCUUCAAUGUAGAAGGUCUGGUGGCCCAGAGAGUUGCAGAGUACUCGGCUCGAGUCCAAAACAUCAACCCCAGCAUGACCUCUCCUCAGUCUGAGCACCGCCGCUCUCACUCCCUCCCGGGGGUCCAGGCCCGUUCAGCACCUUCAGAUGAACCGACAAUCCUUCCCCGACGUCGCAUCACCAGUGAGGGACACUCUGAUGACGGGUUGUCUCCAGAUGUCCCUGUUCGCUCUCCGGUCCGGUGUGUUUCUCCAGAGUUCGUCAGCGCCAUAGCCAUGAACCCCGGGGGGCGGCCCAAGGAGAAAAACAUGCACAGCUACCGGGAGGCCUUUGAGGAGCUGGAGGGAGGCCCCAUCAGUCCUACACCCACAGCUGGUGGUGAGGCGUUUCCCCAAACCCCCGCCUUCCCCGUCUCACCGCAAACCCCUUACUUCAACCUGUGUCGGUCUCCUCCUGGUCUUGCCAAGACUCCCCUGUCAGCCCUGGGCUUGAAGCCUCACAACCCGGCAGAAAUCCUCCUCAACCAAACAGGCUCAGGCCCAAGAAGCUAUGUGGAGUCUGUGGCGAGGUCGGCAGUGGUAGGAGGACAGCCACCGACAUCACCUCGGAGCCUUAGUCCUCCUGGAGACAUCAAGAGUCAGCAGCGAGGUCCAAGCCCAACCACUCAUACGCUGAACCCACCUUUAUCCAGCAGCAGUCCCAUCCAGGACUCACAGGGAGAUCAUCUCCAAGCAGAAAGCAGCAUUAGCACUCCAUCCCAACCGACUGUUGAUUCUGGGUUCCACUCUCACCCUCCAGAGAGUUCAUAUCCUACUCGCACGCCAUCAAAUCAAGAUCUAAAUCCAUCCACUUCUCCUUACCUGGACUCCAGCUCUCCAACCUCUUCCUACUUUGGAUCUACAACCCCAACACUGUCCUAUCUUGGUCCUAGCAGCCUACUGGGAAGCUAUCCAGGCUCUGAUCCCAGCCCACCUCUCUCAGAGCCCUCAAAGACCACACAUGGCAAUGAAAGUCUCCAGCUACAACCAAACAUCCACUGCUCCAACUAUAAUCCCAUCCUCCAGCAAAACUUCAGUGUCAAACAAGAUGGAUCCAUCCAGACAGGUCAAAAACCCCCAUCUAACGGCUUUGAGGCAGUAAUGGCAGAUCUUGGUGGCAGUCCGAUCCUUGAUCGUCAUCUGCCUCAAGGAGCACAGAGCAGUCCAGUUCUCAGCAGACAGACCUCUCAGCGCAGCCCGAUCCUCAGCCGGCAGCCGUCCCUGGGUCAGACCAUUCAGAGCAGUCCUGUGCUUAGCCGACAGCCAUCUAUCACACACCCUCAAGGUAGCCCAGUGUUGGGCUGUCAUCCAUCUGUCACACAAAUGUCCCAGAGAAGCCCCAGUUUAGAUCGUCACCCCAUGCACAGCGGUUACACCACACCAGAUGAAAGACAUGGAAACUUGUCAAGGCAGAGUAGCUCUUCGGGAUAUCAGGGGCCACCCACUCCCUCCUUUCCCAUUUCCCCUGCUGGCUACUCAGAUGGGGGGAUGAUGGGAAUGAGUGCAGGUUUCAGGCAAGGCAGCCCAGCCCCUGGCUUCCAGCCACAGCUCCCAGAGAAGAGACGCAUGUCGAGUGGCGAUAGACCAAAUGGAGCAUUGUCCUAUGGGACGCUAAAUGGGAAGAUCAUGUCCCCGGUGAGUGGAGGGAGUACGUCUGGCUACUUCCACACCCUCUCAGACUUCUCACGGUUCAAUAUGAAUGCAGAUGGAACCCCGGAGACCAAGCUGAAUGUUAAAUUUGUUCAGGACACGACCAAGUUCUGGUACAAGCCAGACAUCUCCAGGGAGCAAGCCAUCAACCUGCUGAAAGACAGAGAGCCGGGAGCCUUUGUCAUCAGAGACAGCCACUCGUUCAGAGGGGCGUACGGCUUGGCCAUGAAGGUGGCGUCCCCUCCACCCUCAGUGCAUCAGAGCAAGAAAGGUGACAUCACCAACGAGCUGGUGAGGCACUUCCUGAUUGAGAGCAGUCCUAAAGGAGUGAAGCUGAAAGGCUGCCCCAAUGAGCCUUACUUUGGUUGUCUCUCUGCUUUGGUCUACCAACAUGCCAUCACACCUCUGGCGCUCCCCUGCAAACUCGUCAUCCCUACCACAGAUCUGAUGGAAGAAACUCCAGAAGUCGCAGCUACAAACCCGCUGGCUGAAAGGCUGAAACAAGGAGCAGUGCAGAGGGCCCCAGCUGAGUCCCAUGCAUGCAACGUUCUCUACAUCAACUCGGUGGAGAUGGAGUCCCUGACGGGUCCCCAGGCUGUUGCCAAGGCGAUUUCUGAGACGCUGGCUGCGGCUUCGCCCCCCACCGCCACCGUUGUGCACUUCAAGGUGUCUUCCCAGGGCAUCACGCUCACUGACAACCAGAGGAAGCUUUUUUUCCGACGCCACUAUCCUGCUAACACCGUCACCUUCUGCAAUACUGACCCUCAGGACAGGAAAUGGAGCAACCCUGAGGGCGGUCCAGCCAAGCUCUUCGGAUUCGUGGCGCGGAAGCAGGGAAGCACAACGGACAACGUCAGCCACAUCUUCGCGGAGCUGGACCCGGACCAGCCGGCCAGCGCCAUCGUCAACUUUGUGUCGAAGAUAAUCGCCUCGCAGACCCGAUGAGGAGCAGGCUCAACCCGCCCCUCUUAGCCCGGUUCCUUUAAAACCUUUGGUUGCUUUUCGUUUCUUCUUCAAUGUCGCCCUUUUUUCUUGCUCUGUCUCCUUUAAGACGUGUGGUCGUUCUCAGUCGGGCUUCAGGACAGAGCAGAGGAAGUGACGGAUGGGGGGUAGCUGUGUUUGACGGAGGGAUGGGGCGGUGAUUAAGCCUCCAGGGAAAAGGGAAUGAUUGUGUGCAAAUUUGAACAUUUUUAUGUUGUUUUUUAAGGAGGAAGUGAAGUUGUGUGAAGGUGGAUUGUUUAUCUUUUAGACCGCUCAACCAAAGAUUUAACAAAGGUAGUCCAGGUGUGAACCGUGCACCGCCGAGGGAGGGUCACAAGUACUCUUUUGUAAAACAGAUAUGGCUGCUUAAUCCAAAAAACCCAAGUUUCUGUCUGUAUGUACUGAUACUGUAGGUCAAUCCUGCACCACUGCUGUCUUACAUGAAACACUGUUGGACAUGUUGCAGCUGGUGGAGGUCUGUAAAUAUUCUGAAUGGCUUUUUAUUUUGGAGUAGGACUAGUAGACGACAUCUGGUGUUUUGUUUUCUAAAGCUUUGAAAAAAAAAAAAUCCACGAUGUCUUAAAGACGUAGGACUGAAGCUGAUGACCGUCACUGUGACCUCACUUCAUGUCCGCCACCAUCGCAGCAGUUUAACUCGCGACUGAAAGGCUCAGAGCUGAUCGUUCUUUACGGCUCUCGGGUUUUUGUCUGAAUGCUCACCCUACCCAAAAGUAAGCUAUACCUAUAAAUAUAUAUGAGUUCUAUAUAUAAACUUCCAUUGGUUUAAGAUAUUUAUUUUUUUUGCUUCAUUUUAACUUGUAUACCUGUAUUAUAAAGUAUACAUUACUAAAAACAGAGAAGAUGGCUGAGAAGUUGUAAAGCGUGUGCUUUUAAAGUGCAUCACUGUUGUUUUGAAUGUUUUUCACGUUUUGUUUUCUUUUAACACUUUUAUGUUUUAUUGGGGAAAUAUUUUGUAUCAAAGAAUAUUAUCAAAGUCCAAAUUGGAGUUGAUCUAAAGUGAAGCCAGAAACAAAUGAUUUGUUGCCUUGAACCUACCUAGAAAGUACAUCGUCCACAUUCAGUACCUUAAGUAUGUGGGAUGGUAUCGAGGUCCGGUCCAAUACGGUUUUCAUUCUGAUCCCUCAGAGUCGGUUUAAUUUCUUAAAACCCAACGAAAGCAGCAGCCAUGAUGAUGAACAGGUCAGAGUUUCUUUACUUGUAAUGUACAGCUGGGUCCACUCACUGACCACAGCGGGUCACCACAACCUGAACCAUCCAGGAGGAACAGUCCGACCUGGAUGCAGAUCAUUUAAGGAGACGGAAACAUCUAGAAUAGUUUCAUGGAGCUUAGCGCCACAAAAGCCCACUGCUAACCGUCCAGAACCCUCAACGCUGUGGCCUCUACAAAGCAAAGACCAGGACAGAGAAGUGGAAGGUGGUGAAAAGAGAUGUUGAAGCGGGUCGUCCAGAGCUCACGCACUCCAAUAACACAACGCAGACCACAGCAUUUUAGGUCUGCGUUGUGUUAUACAAGCCUAAGUAUAGCAAACCCAAAAUCUCAACCCAAUUCAGCUCCACGAUUUAACAAAUUUAAACCUCUUCAUGUUCCCUAAAGGAAAGACUUCAGGAUGAGAACCGAUUCAACUGGACUCUGUCUGCAGGCAUUGAAAACCCAAAUCCUCCCAGCCAGGUUAAAUGAGACACUACUGCCCUCCUGUGGUGCAGAAGAAGAACUACAACAGAUUCUAAUUCAGUGUUUUAACUGUAUUGGAUGAGAAAUCAAAUCUGAGAAAUUAAGAACUGGUUGGCAGCAGGAUGAUUGAUUAGACGUAUUUGGAGCCUUAUGAUAAAUUUUUAAAAAUGCAGCACUUACAGGGUUUUUGUAUCUAGAAUGUAUUUAUUAGCUGGGGGGCUUGCACGCUCAACUGUAACCGUAAUGCUGCUGACUAAUCUCUACACAGCAUCCAGUUUUACUCAAACCCGGCCCGUCAGUAGUUUAUAGAUGCUCUAGACGCGGCUUAUGCAACAACAACAAAAAAAAAAAGUACAAACGUUUUUUGCUUCCAAAACAAUUACUGAAGUUAAAUGACUUUGAGCUAAGAGUCCAGAUUUGUCUGGACUGUAGAGUGUAUGAAUGAGCUAUAAUUUCUGUAAAGAGCUUUGUUGAUUUUGGUUUGCUACAUGGUAUGCAUUUUAUCAUUUCAGAUUGACAAAAACAUUAAAAAGCAGUACAAAUCAA